Molecule: messenger RNA, 2237 nt
Organism: Scomber scombrus (Atlantic mackerel)
Lineage: Eukaryota; Metazoa; Chordata; Actinopteri; Scombriformes; Scombridae
Product: arf-GAP with Rho-GAP domain, ANK repeat and PH domain-containing protein 3-like
Exons: 13
Coding region: 252-2237 (661 amino acids)
Molecular function (GO): protein binding
Source: RefSeq, a predicted model, not a curated record
GGUUCCCACAGACCGGACCGGACUGAACCAGGACUGAACCAGGACUAAACCAGGACUAAACCAGUACCAGAGACUAAACCGGUACCAGUACCAGGGACUGAACCAGUACCAAGGACUAAAUCAGGACCAGGACCAGAGGCUGAACCAGGACCAGGAUCAGAGAUGGACAGCGGCCGUCGCUCCCAGCUGUAGGUCAGGGAUGGCCUCGCUGCUUCCUGGAUGUGGAGGAGACCAAACCUGUUCCAGAGCUCAUGUUGGUCGUCAUGGCCGCGCUGGAUGGAAGCACGCCGAUUGAGACGCUGCUGGCAGCCAUCCAUCUGGAGAGGUACCUGGACACCUUCCGUAGAGCCGGUCUCCUAUUGGCUAGAGACUUCACACACCUGGAUCAUGACGCCUUGGUCAGCCUGGGAGUAGCCGCCACAGGACACAGGAAGAGAAUCCUACGAUUGGUCAGUUACAUUCAGAGGACAGAAGCUCAAAGAGCCAAUCAGAAAGCAGGGACUGAUCUCCCACGUGACCGCUGUCAGUCCGUGACGGAACGAGGUCACAGCGCCGCGUCAAGACCCGAACACUUCGAGACGUUAAGGAACAGUUCGGUGCCGAACCUCGCCGCCAUGCUGACCAACUCUGAGUCCAACAGAACUGUGAUGAAGCCGGUUCCCAAACCCAGAACCGUCUUCAACCGCCGCCGGACCACACCCGUCCACUUCUGCCCCAACCCCGACCCUGCACCGCCGCUGCCCAGGAGGCUCUCCCAGGAGUCUGUUUCUGGAAUCUGUUUAACUGUUAUCGAGGGUCUGAACUCAGGAGACACGCCAGCGCCUGCCAACAGGUUGACCUCUGACCUCAACCAGAAGUCAGCCAACCGCAGAGCGAGCCAAGAGAAGCUGAGGGCGAGUCGCAGCUUGUCUCUAACGGACUCUGGUGGGUUGUUGCCUCCUGUUCCCCCGAGGCUGAACCGCGUAGUCUCUCCCGCCACAUUCCAGGGUUCCCCACCUUCUUCGUCUUCUUCUUCACCUGUACGGACAGACCAGAACCAGACACCUCCUGUGUCUUCAUUGACUUCCUCUCCCAGUAGUCUUGACAACAGGAGGCUCUCCGGUUCCUCGCCGUUGGGUUCACCCAGGGGAGGUGGCAUGGAGAUGGUCUCUAAUGAGAUCUACUGGGGCACUUUGCCUGGGUCUACUGCCCCCAGUGGAGGGAGGAGUCACUGCAGCCAGCAGUCAGCUCCUCCGACUCCUCCAAGACAAACUCCUCACAGGAACCUCGAGAGGAACAGUGGCAGCACUUUAAGUAACAACUCCUCAGGUUCAGCCAGAGCUUCGACAGACGACCCAGAGGAGGAGAUCAGCCCUUACUGUGAAACUGUCUUCCAAACCAGAAGGACUCCACAGAUGUGUGAGAGUGAGAGAAACCGACUGGAAGGAACAAAGAGGGAGGACGAAAGACACCUAGAGGAUCAUGGGAGUCACAAGCUUUCCUGGACGAGGCGUUUGUCUCAGGCUCUUCACUCCGGAGACUCUCAGGGUUACAGCACCGUCGGUGAAGCUCCACCCCCCCUGCGCAGCCUCACCUUGCCCACCCACACCUUCCCAUCAGAGAAUGAAGAGGAUCUGAUCAUCUCCCCCUACGCCAGCUACACCUCCCUGACCGAGAGAGCCCCGCCCAUCAUCAGUGGUUGGCUGGACAAGCUGUCACCGCAGGGGAACUAUGUUUUCCAGAAGCGCUAUGUGAAGUUUGACGGUAAAAACUUGAUGUACUUCGGCAGCGAGAAGGACAUCUACCCUAAAGGAGUCGUCCCAUUGGCUGCCAUUCAGAUGGCCCGCCCCGCCAAAGACAACAAAUUCGAAAUCGUGACGAGUCAUAGGAUCUUUGUCUUCAGGGCUGAUAAUGAAGUGCUGAGGCGCCGCUGGGUCUCCACGCUGCAGGAACACGUCAGAGAUCAGCUGGUGUUUGGUCGGCGGCGUUUCGGUCCCGGGUCUCACUGUCAGAAACACGGAGGCCUCGAGCUGAAAGGAACCAAAUCCAAAGUGUACGCGGCCAUCAACACGGAGCAGAUCUGGCUUUAUAAGAGCGAACAGUGUUUUCGUAAUGGAAUCGGCAUCACGCUGAUCGAAGCUCGCGGAUCGACGAUCAGAGAUGGAAAACACAAGAGCUUCGACCUCAUCACGCCGUACAAAACCUUCAGCUUCACGGCUGAGUCGGACCCGGAGAAGCCGACUGGCCUCCUCCACUAA